This is a messenger RNA of Paramecium sonneborni, 2559 nucleotides long. NCBI's taxonomy places the organism in Eukaryota, Ciliophora, Oligohymenophorea, Peniculida, Parameciidae. The record is from the annotation of a GenBank genome assembly.
AUGAAGUUGUUCCUACUUUUAUUAAUAAUCAUUUUAGCUACCUAAGCCAGAAAAAUCAUUAAAAAACAUGUCAAAAGUGAAAAACACACUAAAUAAUCUGAUUUUGAUACAAAUUAAUUAAAUAGCGAUGAUUUCAUUGAUAAAUUUAGUGAAUCUGACAUCUAAAUUCCAGAACAUUUAUCUAUGGAUGAUGACAUUAUAGAUAUCAUCAAUUAACAGUCUAUUGAAUACGAAGUUUAAAGUCUAAAUCAAAAUGAUAAUUAACAACAAUAAGAACAUAUUUCAUAAUCUUAAUAAUCUAUAUCUGAAUAAUCAGAUUAGGUAGAUUUAGAAUAAAUUGAGUUUGAUUAAUUACUUCAAUAAUUAGCAAAUGAAAAUCAAGACUUUGAAAUCCCUACUAUUCAAGAUCACACUACUUUACAUUAAGAAUAACUUAAUACAAAAUCUGAAGAAUCUAUUGAAAAUCAAUAAGAUCCACAAUCAAAUUAUUAAACUAAUGAAAUUAUUUAUCCCAUUCCUAUAAUUAAUGAUUAAUAGACUCAAUAAUAAUUCGAUUAAUUUUAAUAAUCUGAUACUAAUGAUAUCAAUAAAGAUCAAUAAGAAGACAUAUAAAUUCCAAUUCAAGUAGAUGAAAUAAAUGUAAAUAAUUAACCAGAUCCUGAAUUAAUUGAAGAAGUAAUCAAUAAUCAGAAAGAAACUGAAAUUAUAGAUGAAAACAAUAAUUAAUUAGAAACUGAAAUAAAAAUUACAGAAUCAUCAGAGUAAAUUAAUGAUAAUCAAGACAUAUUAAUAUCUUAAACUGAAUCGAAUUUUGAAAAUAAAAUAGAAGAAGAGAUAAUUAAUCCAUAAUAAGAAGAUAAUAAAAACGAAUCCUCAAAUGCAGAAGAAUUAGAUUAGACUGCUGAAUAAUAAUUAAACAAUCAAUAAGAAAAUUAAAUUAUUGAGGAAAUUAUCAUUGAUUAACAAUUUAAUUAAGAUAUCAAUCAAUAAUAAUCUGAACAAUUAAUUAUUGAAUAAAAUGAUGAAUCAAAUUAAAUUCUAGAAAAUAUUCCUGAUACCUAAGAUGAGACACCAAAUAAUAUUCCAGAUAUUGAAGAAAAUAUAUAAUAAUCUUAAAUCUUAGAUGAAAAUGUCUAAUAAAUAGAAAUUUAAGAUAAUGUAGAACCAAUUAUAGAAAAUAAUAUUGAUAAUUAAUAAAUUAAUUAGGAGUAUGAUAAUUAAUAAUAAGAAUAAGAAUAUAAUAAUUAAUAAUAGGAAUAAGAAUAUAAUAAUUAAUAAUAAGAAUAAGAAUAUAAUAAUUAAUAAUAAGAAUAGGAAUAUAAUAAUUAAUAAUAGGAAUAAGAAUAUAAUAAUUAAUAAUAAGAAUAAGAAUAACAUAAUUAAUAAUAGGAAUAAGAAUAACAUAAUUAAUAGUAAGAAUAAGAAUAUAAUAAUUAAUAGUAAGAAUAAGAGUAAAUUCCAAAAGAUUAAGUAUAUAUUAAUAAUUAAGAUAAUAUUUAAAAUGAAAAUGCAUAAUUCAUUUCAGAGUAGAUUAAGCUUAAUCAGAAUUAAAAUGAAAUUGAAUAAAAUUUAGAAUAAGAAUAAUAGAUUGAUAUGUAAAUUCUCAAUAAUUAAUAAAAUGAAGAUUUAACAAAUACAGAAAAUUAAGAAAAUAAUGAGAAUAUUUUAAUUGAUCCUCAUUAAAGAGAGUAUGAUAUAAAUUAUGGACAUUUGAAUCAUGAACACGAUCAUGAUCAUAAUCAUGAUCAUAAUCAUAAUCAUUAUGAUCAUCAUCAUCAUCAUAAUCAUAAUCAUCAUGAUCAUUAAAAUGAUAUUCAUGAAUCUCAUGAUCACAAUUAAGUUAAAGAAGAUAGUAAUUAAUAAGGAUAAUAAAAUUCUGAUUAGGAUUCUUCUAAUUCAAUACCAUAAUAGUAAUAACUUUCAUGUUCUUUUGAUGAUAAAUCUUCAUGUUCAGGAUAUACUGAGACAUAAAUUAAUUCAGGAGUAGAAACUAUAAAUUAGACCCAAAAUAAAGAGGAAUUUAUGGAAUACGUUUUAGUAUAAUUUGCUUUAUCAUAAUAUUAUAUAAAUUCUCCAUUAUUAUUUUGGGGAAUCUCAGCAAAUGUUUUUCUACUUUCUUUAAUAGUGUUAAAAAAUAUUUUAACUAAAAAAUAGAUUCCAUUUUAAGUAUUAUUAAAAUAUUAAAAUUUAGACUUAGAUUAGUAAUGAAUAAUAUAAUGAAGAAAAUGCUGACAAUUCAUAAUUUUAAUUAUAAAUGAGCCAAUUAGACAAUUCAUUAUUAGAAAUAAAGACAAAAUUAGAUACUCUAACAAACUCUUAUCAAAAAAUGUAGAUUAAUCAUCAAUCAAUAAACUAAAGUAAUUUAUGAUUAAAAUUUAAAUAGUUAUAAAUGAUUUUUAGACAAAAGUAUUAGCUAAUUUGGAAAAAAGAAAAUUAAAAGAAUCUUGUAAAUCUCUUAAUGAAAGCAAUGAAGAUGAUGCAGGAAUAAGAUAAAAAAGAACAUAAACUCAAGUUAAACCUCGAUAACGUCCAACGACACCAAUUUCAAGAUAAUAUUGA